AUGUUCUCUCUCCGACGAAAGGUAAAGAAGAAGAAUUCCUCGAUCCGCACCGAACGAUUAUCUGCGUGCGUUCUCACCGAGAAAACAGAGCGGCAGCGAUGGGUUCCGAGACGCGCCUGGUGGAUCUACUGCGAGGCGAGAUCCCCUUCGAGGAGGAAGCCGACUUCGAUCUCACACUCCGACCGGAUUCAGGCACCUCUCUGGGCCUCGUUCUUGUCGACAUCCUCAACGGAUUCUGCACCGUCGGAGCUGGCAACCUCGCCCCGAUCGAGCCGAACAGGCAGAUUUCCUCCAUGGUAGAGGAGGCAGCGAGGUUAGCUAGGCAUUUCUGCGAGAUGGAGUGGCCUGUGCUCGUCUUCCUCGAUUCCCACCACCCAAACAAGCCUGAGCCUCCUUAUCCGCCUCACUGCGUUGUGGGAUCAGGGGAGGAGGAUCUGGUUCCAGCUCUAAAAUGGCUGGAGGAGGACCCAAGCGUGACAAUCCGACGCAAGGACUGCUUCGACGGGUUCAUCGGCUCCAUGGAGAAGGAUGGCUCUAAUGCAUUCUCAAAGUGGGUAAACGCUAAUCAGAUCAAAACUAUUUUGGUGGCGGGAAUAUGCACAGACAUAUGUGUGCUAGAUUUCGUGUGUUCCACUCUCUCUGCCAGAAAUGUGGGCAUGGUGCCACCUCUGGAGGAUGUUGUGGUUUAUUCUGGUGGAUGUGCUACUUUCGAUUUCCCAAUUGAUGUCGCUAGAAAUAUCAAAGGAACUUUAGCACAUCCACAGGAUCUGCUCCAUCAUGUAGGACUUUACAUGGCCAAGGCAAGGGGUGCCAGGAUAGUGAAGAAAGUAACCCUUGGCUCAUCAAUCUAAGUCGACUCUAAAUAUGCUUACAAGAAAAACAAAACAAAAGACUGCUUCCUGCUAUCGACAUCAGCAGCUCAGAUAAAUCCUUCAUCUUCGUAAUGUUAGUGUUGUAGAUUUCUUCUAGUAUGGGUGGUUUGAUACUCUACUUUUUAUGAUAUUUCUGAGCAUGAAAUGAAUGUUUGUCAUAUAAGCAACAAGAAAUGAAUGGAUUGUGAUUUAUUGUGCA
Messenger RNA from Zingiber officinale, 1071 nucleotides. Its product is annotated as nicotinamidase 1-like. Lineage: Eukaryota; Viridiplantae; Streptophyta; Magnoliopsida; Zingiberales; Zingiberaceae. The transcript is spliced from 5 exons. Gene Ontology annotation, biological process: pyridine nucleotide salvage. Gene Ontology annotation, molecular function: nicotinamidase activity. The coding region runs from base 99 to 851 and encodes 250 amino acids. The record is from RefSeq and is a predicted model, not a curated record.